Macrosiphum euphorbiae (potato aphid) is the source of this 678-nucleotide messenger RNA. The record is from the annotation of a GenBank genome assembly. NCBI's taxonomy places the organism in Eukaryota, Metazoa, Arthropoda, Insecta, Hemiptera, Aphididae.
AUGGCGUCUUCACAAGGAAAACAUAUGCCCAAAGACACUCAAAUCAUUGUGUCGAUUAUGAAAGAUUUGGGUAUUGUUGAAUACGAUCAACAAGUCUUAAAUCAUCUCUUGGAGUUUAACUACAGAUACACAACGCUACUGUUGGACGAUGCCAAGACAUUUUCAAACUUUGCGAAAAAGAAGAAUGUUGAUGCCGACGAUGUGAAAAUUGCAAUACAACUGGCUCAAGACGGAAUAUUCUGUCGACCUCCUCCACGCGAUGUGUUAAUGACAGCAAGUCGUGAUUUAAACAAAAUACCUUUACCUCCAGUAAGGCCUGCCAGUGGACUGCGAAUUCCUCACGAUCGUUCAAAUUUCUUACAGACAAACUACAGGCUUAGAAAUGAUUUGUAUUCUGGAGGCAAUAUGCGUAAAGACACUAAAACAACAGCUGCAGAAAUGUUGGAGGCGUCUAGAAAAUUAGAAGUUGAAGAUAGUCCCUUCCAGCAAUCUAGUCAAUUGAUGGACAGUCCAAUGGAGUUUGAUUUGCAAGAAAUGAUUGAAAAUCGUCAAAGCAGUCAAGAAAGCAUUGGAGAAAAUGAUAAAGAUGAACUUAUGGAGGCUCAGUCAUAUCAAAACCGCUCAUUCUCUGAUAUUGCGCUCGAUGAUUCUGUCGAAAAACAACUUAGUGAUAUGUAA